Molecule: messenger RNA, 708 nt
Organism: Triticum turgidum subsp. durum (durum wheat)
Lineage: Eukaryota; Viridiplantae; Streptophyta; Magnoliopsida; Poales; Poaceae
Source: the annotation of a GenBank genome assembly
AUGAUCCACCAAGCUAUACUUAUAAUGCAUAUGCCCAUGCAGGUUCUCGACUUUGCUGCUUUCUCUGAACCUGAAUACGAUCUUCCUAUAUUUUGUGCCAACGCUUUUACGACUCCUGCACAGAGUAUCGUUGUCUUGGACCUCAAUCCGCUAUACGAUAUAACUGAAGACAAGGAUUACAAAGAUAAAUACUACAGGAAUUUGAUGCCCCUUAUGCAGAAGUAUAGUGAGCUUCUGCCAUGGGGUGGCAAGAUUACGAGCGAAUCUCUGAGAUUCUUCUCUCCAAUCGUGAUCUGGACUAUAUUUGAGCCCACUGAACGCAACCAUCAUGUUCUAUAUUCAGCUUUGCUGGAUUACUAUAAGGUUUGGCUUCAGUUAACGGAUCAAGCAACUGAAGAGAAUGACACAACGAAAGUUGUUCGUAACAGAGAAGCGCAACAUAGAUAUCUCACAUGGAGGGCUGAAAAGGAUCCUGGGUUUCCACUUCUGAAGAAGUUGAUUGGUGAAAGCCAUGCCAAGGAUUUGGUGACGGAGUUCCUGUUCGAAGGAGUGUAUUCUCUUGGAAGUAAAUCUUUCCUGGACUAUUUCCCCGAGUACGCGCGUGACGACGGGACAGUAAACAAGAAGAGGAGUAUGAUCGGGAAAUCUUUCGAAGCUAGGCCUUGGGAUGCUACCGGAGAAUUCAUUGGUGGCAAGGAUGCAGGAUGA